Sciurus carolinensis (gray squirrel) is the source of this 4360-nucleotide messenger RNA. RefSeq names its product KIAA1328 ortholog. Bases 139 to 1998 code for a protein of 619 amino acids. Lineage: Eukaryota; Metazoa; Chordata; Mammalia; Rodentia; Sciuridae. The record is from RefSeq and is a predicted model, not a curated record. The transcript is spliced from 11 exons.
GCCCUGACCUUCUUGCCCCGCCGCUGGCGGCCGCGCAAGCGGGGGCGGGCCUCUGCGCCUUGCGGCCAAUGGGGACUGAGCCUGGGGGCCGGGGCGUGGCGGUCUCGGCGCGACGCCCCUAGUGGCGGUUGUUUCAAGAUGGCGGACGUGGCGGGCCCCUCCCGCUCGGGCGCCGCAGCGUUCUGGAGCCGGGACUUUUCUGAUGAAGAACAAUCAGUAGUAUACGUUCCAGGAAUUUCUACAGAAGGAAAUACCAAAUCAAGACACAAGUUGAUAAGUCCAAAAGCUGAUGUUAAAGGUAAUAAGACUUCCAGGGUAGCUGACACUUCAGUCUCGAUGAAGUCUUUAAAAGGCGCAGGAGAUUCAGUAAGUGAACAGAAUUUCUGCAAGCGAGGAAUGAAGAGUGUAUCAUUGAAGGAUUUAUGUCUCGAAGACAAAAGACGAAUUGCAAACUUAAUUAAAGAACUGGCCAGAGUAAGUGAAGAAAAGGAAGUGACAGAAGAACGACUGAAAGCCGAACAAGAAUCAUUUGAGAAGAAGAUCAGGCAGUUGGAAGAACAGAAUGAACUGAUCAUCAAAGAAAGGGAAGCUCUUCAGCUACAGUACAGAGAAUGCCAAGAACUUCUAAGUCUGUAUCAGAAAUACCUAUCAGAACAGCAAGAGAAGCUCACCAUGUCUCUCUCAGAACUUAAUGCUGCUAAAAUGCCGGAACAACAGGUAACCAAUAGGAAAAUCACUCCCCGGUCUUCAUCUGUAGAACUGGAUGGUUCUUACCUGAGUGUAGCCAAACCACAAACCUUCUGUCAAAUCAAGCGAAGGCCUAAGUCUGCAAACCAAGACUCAGCUUCAGAAUCCCAGAUGGAAUAUAGGAACAAUUCUUUGAAACCAGUAACCUUUCAUCAUCCCAAAGAGAAUCCAGACAGGGUGUCAUCAGAGACCAGAAUAUGUAAUUAUGAAUCUCCAGGGAGAAAGCCAGUGGAUACAGAACCAAUGGAAAAAACUCCACAAGAAGAACAGAAGAUGAAGGAGCAUCUACAUCUUAAGCCUACUCCACCUAGUCAGUGUUGUGGUCAUAGACCUUCUGAAAAUGAAGAUCAUGUUCGUGAGAGCCAUCCUACAAACAUAGUGUCUCAGUAUUCCAAGACAGAACCAGAAUCAUGCAGUCAUUGUGGACUUUCUUGGGCAUCUCUCAUGCAUGGUGGAGGGGCACUGCAACCCAGUGAAACUGAUGUCAAAAAGCAACUCUCAGAAGAUAGAAGGCAACAACUGAUUCUUCAGAAAAUGGAACUGGAAAUCGAAAAGGAGCGUCUGCAGCAUCUGCUGGCUCAGCAGGAGACAAAACUUCUCCUAAAACAGCAGCAGCUUCAUCAGUCUCGACUAGAUUACAAUUGGUUAAGAACUCAAGCUGUAUUUAAGUCUACAAAACUGGUUCCUGACAAAGAGUUUACUAAACCCCGAGAGCUCAAUCUCGAUAUGAACGGGAGUGACUCUGGACCAAGUUUGUUAAAGUCAAAAUGUGAUGGAUGGCUGCCUGGAACCUCAUUGUCCUUUAAAAAGUACCAUGAUUCCUCAAACAAUGGAGAGAAUAGGAGGGAGAAGAAGACAGUUGGGUUUCAGACGCAUGUAGAAGAUGAUGCCGAGUGGACAAGUCCAAAGAAAGAUACAUGUAGACUCCAAAGAGGGUCAAUGACAGGAAUUAGAAAAGAUGCUUCCACAUCUCCUAUACCAACAGGAAACCAAAAGGAGCUUGUUACCACAGCUUCAUCAUCAUACCAACACAACACCUCCCGGUAUGAAACAUCUCUGUUGGAUUUGGUUCAGUCUCUGAGCCCAAAUUCUCCCAAACCUCAUCUCCAUGCCUCCAGAGAAACUGGGACCUGGAAUCAUAAUACUUUUCGACUCAGUUCUCAAAAAUCAACCUGGAAGAAGAUGGGGGCACGCAGGACCCCUGAAGACCUGGAGGAGAAUCAAAUUCUGGAAGAUAUAUUUUUCAUUUGACUCCAAAGCAUAUGCUACAAAAUAUGUGGGUUUCUUCACCUACUGAUCUUGGAUGUUGAAUUAUUUGAUUGCAAAGUAUUGAAUUUCUCCUCUCACAGGGUCCUCACUGUCAUCUUGUUAUAUGUUGAAUGUAGAAAUUUUUCUAACAACCCAGGGUGUUUUGGAUCAGACCAAUCAGUAGAAACACACUAAAAGGAGGUAGGUCAGGGGACAGUAUCUUUUCUAAGCCAAACAGAGUUUAGAAAUUUAGGAUACUUUCUACAUGAGAAGACACCAUUGCAUAGUCCACAUCAUUUCAAGAGUAUUCCCUUCUCAAUCUUCUGCUAGAAAAGUUGGUUCUCUUUUUGUAUGUGAGAAAAUCUUUCCACUAUAAGGUCCCUGAAAUAUAAAAGUAGCCCGUUGUAACAUAAGAAAUUUCAGAAAGACUUUUUUACCUUCAUCCUUUUCUCUCACCAGUACCUCUGUCUAAGUAUGGCCAUUGAAUUCUGAAGUUGGAGAAGCAACACUGGAGACCAAGUGUCAGUCAGUCUUAGUAGUCAUCAGCCUGGUGGCUGCCCAUCCUAUUACCAAAAGUCUCAGUGAGCUACAACUUGUAUUAAUCCACCCAGCCAAUCUGGAAAAAAAGCAGCAUUAAGUCAUAUAUUUACCUGGGGAAGUCAAGUGGACAGACAGGUCUGAAACACUUUUCUUCCAAUGUUCAGGUACCCUUCCAUUUUCCCAGGAUGAAUAAAAGGAAGCUCUAGGAAUUUCCUGUUGACCCAAGUGUGAAGUUCAUUUAUAGUCCAUCACUUGUGCUCUUGUGAACUUGCCAUGGUUAUAUCUGAGGAAGAUGGUACCAAAGGGAGAAUGGCAUCCAGCUGCUGCAGGCUUAUUAGCUUCCUCUGGCCCUCCCUUGCCCUUUAAGAGGAUGAAAGACCCCAGGUUGGACCAGGCCUUGCAUGCGCUCAGUCUACAAAAGCCAUGCUGAGCAGCCUCCUUGUCUGAUUAUAGCUACUCCCUUGAAAAGUUGAAAAUCAUUGCAGAUUCCAAUUUCCUGUUAAAGUUCACCCCUAUAAAAGUAACCAAAUCUGUCUUGUCCCAUUUCAAAAAGCCUUUGGAAUAUUGAGCUUUCUUUGGUUGUGACAGGAAUGGGUAGAUGGGAAACUGAGAAACCCUCAGGCAUUUUCUCAAAGUUAAGUUUUCAGAACUAUCAUUUCCCUUCCCCGGUGUCGCAACCAGUUCAAGUGUACCUUUCUCUGUUAGACCAGCCAUAAACACAGUCACCUCAUCUGGACACUGGUGUCCUUGCUGUUCUCUGCAGUGAGAGAAUCCAGAAGGAUCAAGGAAAGGAUUAUGAUUUCUUUAAGAAAUUUACUUAUCUUUAGAAGAAUCAUAAACUGAAAAGACUUUUUUGAGUUGCAUGCCAGUAACUGGAGUUUAAUUGCUUCUUUACCUCCCCUGAAUGGGCAACUUGAAGAAAAAAGAUGAAUUUUCAGGACAGCAUCAAUCAACACAGUUGUCUCUUAUGCCACAGUCACCCACCAGUUGCUUUCCUCUAUUCUGUGGACAUUUGUUGGUGUUGAUGUGAGCCAUAGGGUGUGGCUUUGUAUAGAAUCUAGUGUCUUCAUGACAAAUUCAAUAAUAUAUGUUAACAUUUUAAUCUGAUUUAAAUCUCUUUGAGACAUAUAUGCAGAGCCUUGAGGUUUGACCUAUUUGCAAACUGUCCCACCGAGAGAAAGUCCAGAACAAAAGAACCUGCCCUCCUCCAGUUUGUCUCCCUAUAGUGGCUGGUUGGGAUUUGCUUUCCCAGCCUCUCGCUGUUUCCCCAAAGCAAGACUGGACACUUAUUGAGGGUGCAACAUGUAGUGCUGCAACAUUGUCCACCAUGCUGCCCACCACCUAUGAGAGAAAAAACAAUCAGUGUCUGUAAAAUGGAAAAGGACAGAGCAUGUCCCUUGAAACUCCCUAAGUAAGGCCCAGAGUGCUUGAGUUAGAAGUCAAAGUUAAUCAAGGUAAAGCUUUUGCUGAUGUCACUCUUCCGGGAGGCACAUUUGUGUUGAUCCAAACCUGAUCCCCAUAGUGGAAUUUAUCCAGAGCACCCCAAAUGUCGUGAGGAGGGAGGAGCCCUCUCCCCUGUGGAGCCAGUCUUUUCAUUUGGCCCUGCUUCUAGCACCAGGUUCAUCCUGGAGAUUUGUUGACCAAACACUGUGGGAAGGGGGAGAGCCCUAAAGGAGCAGAGCUGGGUGCAGUCUACUAAGGGAGGUAGAGGCCCUGUGGGACUCCUCUCAGCUCACACUUCAUCCUCAACUCUGUGUGUUAUUUUAAUGUGGGCAAAUGUUUAUAAAUAUAUGGAAUUAUAAUUAAUAAAUUAUCUCUAUGGUUA